Messenger RNA from Trichomycterus rosablanca, 3398 nucleotides. RefSeq lists its product as uncharacterized. Gene Ontology annotation, biological process: binding of sperm to zona pellucida; prevention of polyspermy. Gene Ontology annotation, cellular component: egg coat. Lineage: Eukaryota; Metazoa; Chordata; Actinopteri; Siluriformes; Trichomycteridae. The transcript has 17 exons. Gene Ontology annotation, molecular function: acrosin binding; structural constituent of egg coat. The record is from RefSeq and is a predicted model, not a curated record. The coding region runs from base 1 to 3342 and encodes 1113 amino acids.
AUGAGACCUUUGGUGCAUUGUUCUGGAGCUGCCAUGAUUCUAAAAGCCAAAGGAAGGAGCUACCCUCACCUUCUUGUGGACAGAGAGGGUGCAACCCCUGUGUCUGUGCUUCAGCUGCCUUCAUACUGUGGCUAUAUUGUGAAGGCAACGUGGAGAGAGCUGGUCCUGAUGGCUCCAUAUGAUGGAUGCUACAUUGUAAAACAGAAUGGAAGUUAUGUUUUGCCGUUGUUGUGGUGGGGAAGACCUGUAAAGGUUUCAUGCCCUAUGACUCCUGGUUCUGCUCGGUCCAAUCCAUCUGGCUUCUGCUCUCAAUUUGGCAUGGCCAUAAAGAUAAGUGGACCAACGAGAAACACUGAGAAGUUUUACAUCAAAGCAAAUGAGGAGUGGGUGCCUCUGGAGUCCAAUACAUGUGCAUUUCUUGUAAAUUUGCCACCUGAACUGAUCCUCUUCAUCCCUUUUACAGCUUCGUGUGCCAAGAAUGGGAAUCGUACCUUUAAUGUCCUCCUGGAUUGGAACGAGUACACACUCUCCUGUCAGUCAAUGGAACUUCUUCCUUCUUUACCAAUGCAGUAUCAUCAUCAUUCUUCAUUUUCUCAACCAAUCCAUCCACAUUCCUCUCAGAUUUUACCUUUAGAUGUUACUCAUAGUAAAAUUGCUCAGGUUCCCCAGUCUGUUCAACAAUCUGAUCAUAUUAAACAGACUCAGGUACCUCAGUCUGUUCAAGUGCCUCAGAAUGUUCAACAGACUCAAGUUCCCAAACCUGCUCAGGAUCCUCAAUCUGUUAAGCCUGUUCAGGAUCCUCAAUCUGUUAAGCCUGUUCAGGAUCCUCAGUUUGUUAAGCCUGCUCAGGAUCCUCAGUUUGUUAAGCCUGCUCAGGAUCCUCAACCUGUAAGGCCUGCUCAGGAUCCUUGGUCUGUUAGGCCUGCUCAGGAUCUUCAACCUGUUCAGCCUGCUCAGGAUUCUCAGCCUGUUCAGCCAGCUUCAGUUUCCCAGUCUGCUCAGCCACCUCUAGUUUCCCAACCUGUCCCGCCCUUUCAGUCUCCAGUUGGGCAUUACGAACCAAUGAUGCCUAUGAUGUACCCCCCUUAUUUUAAUUAUCCAAUAAAUCCAUACAUGUACCCAUAUUAUGCUCCUUACUACCAUCACAAACACAUGCCACCAAUUUCACAGCAUUAUCCCAAAUCCACAAGUGAAAAAAUGUCAGCAGUGGCACAAACUCCAAAGCAACAAACUGUUCAGUGGCCUCUUCCUGCCAGGCUACCCCCUAAUGUGCAACCUGCUCACAUACCUUGGUGGCCUCAAGCUCCUCAACUUCCUUUGGUGCCUCAGGGGCCUCAAUUUCCUCUGGUGCCGAAUGCUGCUCAGCCCACUCAGGUGCCUCAAACGACACAAGUGCCUCAACUACCUCUUGUGCAUCAACUUCCAUCUAGAUUUCCAGUGUUCCCAAAUGCUUCUUCCAAGAUGUCACCAUCCCUCACCUGCACAGAGGAUCAUUUAGUAGUAGAGUUGCCUUCAGCAAAAAUGGAAUCUAUUAAAGUCAAAGAUUUGAAGAAGAAUGUUUGGGUGCUAGUGACCUCUACUCCAGCAAGCUGUGGGUACUCAGUACAGCGUGAAGGCAAGGGUGCAGUGUUCUCCUCCCCUAUUCCUGCCUGCCACUCGCAUGUUGUGUCCUCCUUGCGAAUUGCUCUUAUUUUGAAGUUUUGGAAUCUUUCUCUUCAGCGACAUCAUGUUUUACAACUUCAGUGCCCCUACUCGCCACCACCUUCUACAACAACUAUGUCACCUGCACCUUGUAUUGAGUCAACCAGUAUGGUGCUCAAACCCACAUCUCCUUCUCAACAAUCAGGGCCCAGUGGCUCACUUUCUAAUGAUCAAAAACCAAUGUACCAGCCCAGCAAUUCAAGAUCAAAGAAACCGCCUUUUCAGCAGCAGCAACCACUUGUCCCCUUCAAACCCACAGUCAUGACUUUAGAUCUAACCAAAGAGACAAAGCCAACUAUUUCUCUCCCUCUUUCUUCCGAUGGCCAUAAACCUCAAGUCCAGUGCCACACUCAGGAAAUGAGCGUUAUGUUACCUCCUGGACCAAUCUCAGACUUGACAGUUCAAACUCCUCUUGGUGCCAAGAAUAACAUAAAAGCAGUGCUGCUCGAGGAAGCCCCGAAUCAUUGUGGAUACAUAAUAAAUAAGAACCAACAUGGACGCAUCAUCAUCCAUCUGCCUUAUAAAUCCUGUCAUAUGGAUAAUCAGGAUGGACAGUACCAGAUCGUUCUGACAUACCAGUCAGCAGAUGGUCGUACAUUUGAGGCCUUAUUGUCGUGCCAAGUUCCCUCAAGUCAUGAAUGCAGUCUGCCAAUUGAGCAGCGGUUACCCUGUGGACCCAGUUCUGUUGGAGCUACAGAGUGCAGAGAGCUGGGCUGCUGUUUUAGUCCAGUUACUUCUACCUGCUACUACCCCAUGGAUGAAUGCACGUCCGAUCGCCAUUUUGUCUUUUCCAUACCGGCGACUCUUAUGGACCCACCCCUUUUGCCUACACUGUUGGUGGCUGCUGGCAACACUUCAUGUACUCCUCAGAGGGUGGUGAAGGGCUUGGCUCUCUUUAAAAUUCCACUGGAUGGUUGUGGUGCUCAUAAAUAUGAAGUGGGUAAGACUGUGAUUUACAUGCUGGAGAUUUUGAACAAGCUUCAGUCCCUAAGUCUAAACUACGGAACUAUAACCAGAGAUUCUCCUUUUAGGUUGUUGGUUGAGUGUCGGUAUCUGCCUGGCUCUGUGGCCAGUGUGGGUUACCUGGUGAAAAGUCCCUCUCUCGGCCCGUCCAUCCAGGCCCAGGGCGUGUUUGGAGUUCAGCUCAGGAUUGCUAAAGACCAGCAGUACAGUAGCUACUACCCACAAUACCACCGGCCCCUGCGCAAGCUGCUGGGGAAACCUCUUUACCUGGAGGUGCGUUUGCUGAACCCUCCUGACCCCAGUGCAGUGUUACUGGUGCAUUAUUGUGUGGCUUACCCCCGUUCAGCCCAGUCUGCAUGGGUCCUCAUAUAUGAUGGGUGUCCAAAUCCCUUUGAUUUAAUCUCUACCCAUGAGCCUCCUCAAGUUCCGCCAGAAGAUAUGGCGAAUCACGUGAGACGAUUUACUGUCAACACGUUCCAGUUCCUGCAAAGUGGCAAGAUAGAUGAGAAUCCUGGCGAGGAAGAGGAGGAGGAAGAGAUCUAUUUUAUGUGUGCCACCGAGGUGUGUUUGCCCUCUGAAGGACCAUGUGUAGAGGGCUGUUUUGACCGAAUUGAUGAUUUCCCACCAGCGAAGUCCGAUGAUGAUGCAGGAGUCUUCAUAAACACAUCUGACAUGUAAAGUGUACAAAAUAACUAAAUUCUGGUACUAUUUACUAAAAUAAACCUUCAAAAAUA